Molecule: messenger RNA, 722 nt
Organism: Oryza sativa Japonica Group (Japanese rice)
Lineage: Eukaryota; Viridiplantae; Streptophyta; Magnoliopsida; Poales; Poaceae
Product: protein EGG APPARATUS-1
Source: RefSeq, a predicted model, not a curated record
GCAACGGAAGACUCCACUACUCAGUCCUCACCUCGGUAGCUAAUACUACUUUACUUUAUUACUGUCGUUUUGGUUUGCUUAGCAGAAUAUGGUUGGCGUGAGCGAGUUCGUCGGCGGCCUGCUCAACUCCGCCAAGAGCGCGGUGGCGGCCGUGGCCUCCACCGUGGCGGCGGCGGCCAAGCCGGGCCUCGCCGCGGGGGUCGGCUUCGUGAAGGAGCAGGGCGUGGGGAAGUCGGCGCUGGCCGUCGGCGGGGCCGCCGUGGCCGCCUACUUCCUCUGGCCCACGGCGGCAGUCGGCGGCGCCAUCAUGAACGCGCCGGGCGCCGCCGGCUACGUCAUCUCCCGCGCGGCGUUCCUGGCGAACCCCAAGCUCUACUUCCACCUCCUGCGCACGGUGGGCGCCAAGGCGGCCGCCGCCGCUUUCCUGUAGGGAAGAAAUGGUAUCCGCCGCCGCCGACGUCCGCCGCUCGCUGGCGUUGGCUUGCUGGUUCGUGUGUGGCGUUUGGUUGAGUGAGUAAUCGCCUUGCUAAUUAAGGAGGGAUUUGUGAUGGAGUUCAUGCUUAGAUUACUCUUGUUUGGCUGUGAAUCUGUGUGGGCUAGUAAUUCACGGUGUUUAGGCGACGUGGUUAUAUGCUAGUACAUCCAUGGUCAUGUGUAAUAAGGUGCCGUGUAAUAAGUUUUUGUGGUAAUUAAGUAUGUUGCCGUUUAAACUUAUGUAGGAA